Pieris macdunnoughi is the source of this 702-nucleotide messenger RNA. The record is from the annotation of a GenBank genome assembly. NCBI's taxonomy places the organism in Eukaryota, Metazoa, Arthropoda, Insecta, Lepidoptera, Pieridae.
AUGGAUUUAUUAGGAUCUAUCUUAAAUUCUAUGCAAAAGCCGCCAACUGCGAGUGAGGCCCAAAAAACUGCUAUGCGAAACCACAAAGAAGCAUGUGAAAGAAAACACAAAGAAGAAAAAGUAAUGAUUAAUAAAUUUAGACAGCGGGUAGAAGACAAGAUCAGUAACUUCAUUAAAGAUGGUACAAAACCACACUUACAAUUUGAUCCAAUGGAUCAAAUGUACAGAUCCAUGAUACGAGAUGUUGCUGAAACGGCGGGUGUUCAAGUUAUUUCUUUUGGUCAAGAGGGAAUAGACCGAUAUUCAGUUAUUUAUCUAAAAGACAAGGGCCCAUCUGAGGAUGAACUUACAGUGAGGAGAAAUGGAGGUGUUUGGGAUGAGGAAAAAGCUUUGGAAAUGGCAAAAAAACGAGAAUACGAUAAGCUUGCUCAGCAAGAAGACGUAGUAGAAAAGGGAAAGAAGCGUAAAAACAAUGAUGAAUUGAGUGGAACAUUCUAUAAACAGAAAUAUGCUCAUCUUAUUGGCCAGGAGGCAGCCCUCGACGCGGCUCAGAAGACGAAUGUAAAUAAGAGUUACGGCGAAGUCCCGAGUGAAAAUAAGAAGGAUCAAAGGUCCAUUGAACAGACUAUGGCAGAUAUCAAAGCAAAGAAAAUGAAAAAAAUCGAAACUGACAAACUGUUAGAUGUUACUGAGAAUGUUUAG